AUGGGGGAACGUCGUCUGCCCUUUGGCCCAGGAAAAACAUCUCCCCGCCUCAUCAAAGACUUGCUAGAUUACGACCCGCGAAAACGAGAACACCGUGGAGGCAAGAACUUGUUGGCAGAUCAAGCAGAGAAGGAAAUUGACGAUGAAACAACAUUCGUCAGACGUGGGGAGAACGACUGCCGGCACAAGCUGAAGAAGAUCCCAGAGCGAUCUGUACACCCUCAGACGAAUGAUGUGCCACCGGACGCUUCCAGUACCUACGUGGUAUCUACCUUUUGCGAUGACUGUCAUUUCUAUUUCGAUCUGAUAGUCGACUACACUGGUUGGAAGGAGGGGCAAACGCCCUGCAAGCUAUCAGAUCCUAAGAACCCGCUACAUCACUUUCAACUUGUCGAGACGAUAUAUGCAAAGGACCAACCAUCACGGUUGUCAAAACCCAGAACCAAGUACAACCCUAUCAUCGAAGAGCAUCAUUUCUGUUGUUCGCAAAAGAAUUGCCCCAUCCAUGUUCAAAUAAACAUUUCCACCCCGAGACUAAGCAUAAAUCUACUAGCACCAAUAUUAGAUAGCCACAAAGUGCGGGAGCGAGGACUCAGAGAGAUACAUCAUGAACCAACUAGAUAUGAAGAUCUGUCACCAGUCACGCCUUUCCAAGCUCUAGGGUUCCUGAGACAAUAUGUCAGUGAUGCGAAAGCCGCGCAGCAAGGGCCAACAAUCCCGAAAAGAAUUGCAAAGCGAAACAAGAAAUUCGCAUUGUCCUUUGGGGCUGAAUGUGAAGACCUGUUCGAGUAUUUGGAAUUUACGACGAUAAAAGAAGAGCCGGAUGUUGAAGGAGGCGAGCCAAAUUACUUCUGGCAACAACCAAAAAUAACCGAAGAGACUAGACCUUUCUUCGAUGAUAUAACAACGGAAAUCAGCCUCCAGCUUCUAUUACGACCACUUCCCGAGAAGGCAGUCUCAAAAACUGCUUUCAACUUCGUUCCUGUACCUGCCGAGCGUUUUAUUCAGAUUGUUCUUGGUUAUCUCGAUUACCCUACAAGAUCGCGUAUCAUCAAUCUUGACCCCGACGAACCAGACCACCCACACUAUAUCAGCUUAGGUGCUGAUCGUGAUUUUCGAGACGAUUAUUUGAUAUGGGCCUAUGAUAGACAGUGUGCUUGUGAUCCCGAUAACGUACCUUAUUAUCUUGAUUGCCUGUCGUCUAUUGCAAAUGGUCGGGAAAGUUCUGACCUUCAGACGAAAGUUGUGAUGAUAACCUCUUCUGGUGAAUAUGGCUUAAAAGCAAUACAUGAUGCAUAUAGGUUUUUCGGCUUAUAUCCAGAUACAAACGAGGGAGAUGAUCACAUUAUUGGUGUCUACAAGUCAAGAAUCGAAUCAGCACCCCGGCAGAAGGAAGAAGCGAGAAACUCUCUUUUGGCAAUUGCAAAGGCAAGAGACUCUGAAAAGAUCAGGGCUGUGGCAAAUGAUAGGGCCAUGACUCUGGAGGAAGCAUUGGAAUUUUUUGAUGCUCCAGCAAACAUUGAUUCUGACAGUCUUGAGGCCGUAGCUGUUUCGAUGUCAUUUGAUGGCGAUACGUCAAAGGUUGCCCGCGCCCUGAGAGUUGUUGCAAACGCUCGCGCGGACCCUAUUCUUCAGCGAGCAGCUAUGAACUUAGAGACUGGAAAUACGGGAUCAACGCUAGAUGUCGGCGAUGCAUACAAGCGACUACAAAUAGCCGUGCGUCAUGUACCAGAUGAGACGGUCCUCUCUUACUACACGUCGUUACUUCAAGAUGCUGGUCAAGGCUCUAAGGAUAGCUACGCUGAAGCGCUAAGAGUCAUUGCAAUUGACCGCGGAAGCAACUUUUUACUCUCAAAACUCGAUGAUCCGAACGCAGUUGUUCCUUCGGAGCCAAGUACAGCCAAUCAACCGGUUGGACUUGACAACAUCGGUAAUACAUGUUACCUAAACAGUCUUCUCCAGUAUUACUACACUGUAAAACCUGUGCGAAAUGUGGUAAUGGAUUUUCAGAACCAUCGAAUGGCCUUAAACGAUGAAGACAUCAAGAAAAAGAGGGUUGGAGGCAGAAUUGUGGCGAAGUCGGAAGUCAUCAAAGCCCAGAAGUUCGUGGAUGAGCUACAUAGACUCUUCGAAAACCUCAAGACAGCUUCAACGCAUUCGGUGAAACCCACUCGCGAGCUUGCCGAAUUGACGAUAUUUAGUUCUGCCGCCGAAGCUAACUUUCGGAGAGCUUCAAUAAGCAGCCCAAGUGGACCACCAAAUCUUGCGUCCAUCCUGAACAGCCCAGUGUAUGGGCCGCAGUUACCUCCACCACCAAUACCGCCGCCACCAGUACCAGUUGAAGAUGACAUUGAAAUGAUUGAUCAUCCUGUCGACAAGGUUAUCGACGAUGACAGUAGCGAAACUACGCUAGUUGAUUUGCCAGAACUACUGCCUUCUUAUGAAGAUUCUGUUUCCCAAGCGGAGCCGAAGUCGUUGAGAGCUGAUAAGAAGAAUCUCGAGCAAGUAGGAUUGGAUGAAGACGCUGUUAUGGUUGACGGCGACCACGCAAUUGGAGAGACAACUAAGUUCAAGCCUCCUCCUGAAAAGCAGCCCCCUUUACCUCCGCGAAAUAAAGCAGGGCUGGUCAUCCAGACUAACGACAAUAAAACCUCAAUAUCCGACGACGAAUUGUGGAAGUUUGGAUCGCAACAGGACGUCACAGAAGUUAUUGGCAAUGUCAAUUUUAGGUUACUAUGCGCCUUGAAGCCAACCAGUAUCGAUGAGCAAUCAGGCGAACAGAUGGAUAUUGUUAGAGAUACUUUAUACGGCGCAAACGCAGUCUAUUUGCAAAAAGCAUCCACACUCGAGAAGAAGGUAGAAGCAUGGGCUAAUCUAAUUGUUUUCCCGGCACCACAGGGGCCCCGCGACAUCUACGAAGCGCUCGACGUGGUGUUCGACGAGCAGAUGGUGGAAAUCGACAAUACCACAGCAGCACAACACGCUUCGAUCAGCCAACUCCCCCCAAUCAUCCACAUUCAAAUCCAACGAACGGCAUUUGAUCCCGUUCGACAAGUUGCAUCUAAGAAUCGCAAUGCUGUCGUCUUCCCCGAAACAAUUUAUCUCGACAGAUACAUGGACUCUUCUGACCCGUCUUCAACCCUCAUGCGACGUCGCCGUGAAACCUGGAAAUGGAAAUCGCAACUCCGCAUCUUAGAAGCCAGGGAAGCAGCGCUAAACACUACGAUCGCCGACGUUUCCGUCAAAGAUGCCUUGAUCGCUACGAAAGAUUAUGUGUCGAAACUUUUGGAAGAGGAGAUUGAUGGGGUUCUGGUAGAUGCCGCUCUUUCUGAUUCCUUGGAUGAGAGGACGAUGGAAGUUAGCGAGGAGCUCGAGAGUAUCCAAACCGAAAUAUCCGACUUAAAGAAGAAACUCAACGAACAGUUCACGGAUAUGAGAGAACAGGAGUAUAAAUUACAAGCCGUAUUCAUUCAUCGUGGUGAGGCAGGUGGAGGUCAUUACUGGGUCUACAUCUACGAUUUCGAUAAUGAUAUCUGGCGCGAAUACAAUGAUGAGUACGUCACCGAAGUCAAAGACCGUCGACGCAUCUUUGAAGACCUAGGCACUUCCAGCGGGACCCCUUACUAUCUUGCGUAUGUACGGAGCGCGGAUCGUAAUGAGCUCGUGGAAGCAGUCUGUAGAGAGGUUCCCGAGUCGCGGAAUGUUGAGAUGGUGGAUGUUAGUGGGGAGGAGGAGCAGGCCCUUAUUGAGCUGGAUGAUGAGGAGGGUGAGAGACAUGUUGAGCAUGUCAGGCCGAGACCGAUUAGGCCGAAACCGGUGCAGGGGUGGCAGGAUACAGAGAGUCUGGAUGCUAAUGGGAGAAAAUGGUGA
Glarea lozoyensis ATCC 20868 is the source of this 3870-nucleotide messenger RNA. Its product is annotated as Cysteine proteinase. Gene Ontology annotation, biological process: proteasome-mediated ubiquitin-dependent protein catabolic process; regulation of proteasomal protein catabolic process; protein deubiquitination. Gene Ontology annotation, molecular function: proteasome binding; cysteine-type deubiquitinase activity. The coding region runs from base 1 to 3870 and encodes 1289 amino acids. The transcript has 5 exons. NCBI's taxonomy places the organism in Eukaryota, Fungi, Ascomycota, Leotiomycetes, Helotiales, Helotiaceae. The record is from RefSeq and is a predicted model, not a curated record.